GCUCACAAAACUUUCUACCUCACAAUAAUUACAUUACCAAAGUUAAACACAAAAUGACAGUUGCAUCAAUUUCUCCCAAGACAUUUGCUUUGUAUAUGCUCAACAAUGGCUUCCUUAGUGGAAUAGCAUAUCUUGCCUUGCUUCUUGGAAAUCAGUAUGGAUACAUGGGAAUACUGAUUGGUUGGACUUUUCGUUCUCUCUUUCUUUGUUGGUGGCUCACCCAUGGGGCCCCUGCCUUGGGCAUUGUUCGCAGAAUCUAUCCAGUGAGUUCUUCUGAUGAGGAACCUCUUCUGCCUCAAAUCUUGAUCAUGAUCAAAGGUGGAGCAUUGGAGUCCCUGUUGAUCUACCUGGUUUGUUACUGGGAAGGAAUUCGUGCUGGAGCACAGGAUGAAGCUGCUUCAUUCUUGCUCCAAUUCGCAACCUUCAUUCCCAAGUCUUUCAUUUGGGAGCUCAUUUUUGACUUUGGCCACUACUGGACUCAUCGUGCUUGCCAUGCAAACAUGACAGUGUACAAGUAUGUCCACUGGGACCAUCACGAGCACGAGAAACCUGGAGCCCUUUCAAGCUUCCGCAUGUCCAUCCCAGAGAUUCUUUUCAGCAAUGUACUCCCAGCAGUGGCUGCAUUUGGUCUCUGUUACCAACGGUUUACCUUGUUCCAGCUCCAUCUGAUCUUUACCUUCAAGACUGCUGUUGAGAUUGGUGGUCAUUCUGCCAUUGAAGGUGAUGACUUGUUCUCAUUCCCCCAGGCUGGACCAUUGCUAAAAGAAAUUUGUCUGGGACCAGGAGACCACGAUCUCCAUCAUCGGCAAAGGCAAUUCAACUUUUCAAAGCGAUUCCGGCUUUGGGACAUGAUCUUUGGAACUUUCAAGGAGCCAAAGUCAAAAGCAGUCUAGUCCCUUUUUGUCAUGGGCGCCCAUGUUCUACAUAACACAUAGACCAUAAAGAUAACACAAUAGAGAAUGAGCGUGGACGUGGAUUGCUCAUGACGAGACCUAUCAAGCUAGUGCUAAUAUUAUAUUUCAUUUUCACCCGGUGGUGGCUUGGCUGUU
This is a messenger RNA of Seminavis robusta, 1049 nucleotides long. The record is from the annotation of a GenBank genome assembly. Lineage: Eukaryota; Bacillariophyta; Bacillariophyceae; Naviculales; Naviculaceae.